Messenger RNA from Mycena indigotica, 5223 nucleotides. RefSeq names its product E3 ubiquitin-protein ligase PEP5. Gene Ontology annotation, cellular component: HOPS complex; COG complex; endosome. Gene Ontology annotation, biological process: endosome organization; organelle fusion; intra-Golgi vesicle-mediated transport. NCBI's taxonomy places the organism in Eukaryota, Fungi, Basidiomycota, Agaricomycetes, Agaricales, Mycenaceae. Bases 25 to 5223 code for a protein of 1732 amino acids. The record is from RefSeq and is a predicted model, not a curated record. The transcript has 17 exons. Gene Ontology annotation, molecular function: protein binding; protein-macromolecule adaptor activity.
GUCACACGCUCAUGCAGAGCUAAUAUGUCCAGUUUGCCUCCAACAGCGCCAGCAUGGCGAAACUUCACUUUCUUCGACGAGGUUCCUAUAAAGGACGCCCAUGACUUGAACGCGUCUCCCGAAAUAUUCAAAACCGCCGCCGAAAUAUCAACAAUACUUGCCUCGUCUACUGGAGUUGUCGUGGCAGACAUAUAUGGCACGCUUCACAUCGUCAACAAAGAGUUUGAACCACAACGGACAUGGGCUGCGUAUGAAGGAGGAAGGGUGACGCAUAUGGCAGAGCGGCGCGGUAUUCUCGUUACGGUGGGGGAAGACGAAAGUGUUCGUGGACAAGUUUUAAAGAUCUGGGACCUCGAGAAGAAAGCAGCAACACCGCCGUUAUUACGUUCGACCAAGAUCCAGCUCACCAAACCUCACCCAGUUUGCACAAUUGCGCUUUCUGCUUCAUUGUCACACCUGGCUGUUGGCUUUGCCGAUGGGACUGUUCUACUCUAUCGACACAUCGACCAAUCUAUUAACAACAAUACUGCACUCUUGAAGCCCAAGACAAUCCACGAAUCUCCGACCGAACCUAUUACUGGGCUGGGCUUCUCCGAAUCCAAGUUUCUUUUUGUGGUCACCACAAAUCGUGUCCUCUCAUACCAAGUUUCGGGCUCAGGUAGUAGUAGCAGGGCUACUGUUGUUGAUGAAGUGGGCUGCGCGCUUGGCUGCGCGACGAUGGACUGGAGAGAGCACGCUGUAGUCGUUGCAAGGGAGGAGGCCAUCUACGUUUGCAAUGUCGAAAGUCGAGGCGCAUGUUACGCAUAUGAAGGGCACAAGUCAUUUGUACGCUCGCAUCUCAACUAUCUUGUUAUAAUUUCUCCCCCGACCACGCCUUCUGCCGCCGCAAUGCAUCGAACCGUCCGUAACUUUGCCUCACGGAAUGGCACUGACACCGAAAUAACCCGAGUUUCCGUCUUCGAUCCGGAAAACAAGAUUGUUGGGUACAGUAGUCCCUUCACGCAAGGAGUGCGAGACAUAAUUUCUAUACCUGAAUGGGGAGGCAUAUACAUACUAGGUAACGAUGGCAGUUUGAAACAAUUGCUUGAAAAGCCGUUUUCGGCCAAGCUCGAAAUGCUGUAUCGCAGCUCCAUGUUUCCCGUGGCGUUGAACCUCGCUAAGACUCAAGGUCUAGAAGAUUCCAGCGAGACAGUUGCGGAUAUUCACAAGCAAUAUGGUGACCACCUGUACAACAAGGGCAACUGGGACGCAGCGAUGGCCCAGUUCGUCAAAACCAUUGGAUGUGUUGCCCCAAGCUAUGUUAUUCGCAAGUUCCUCGAUGCCCAACGAAUUCACAACCUGGUGACAUAUCUGCAAGAAUUGCACUCCCUUGGUCGCGCCAACUCAGACCAUACAACCCUUCUCCUAAACGCGUAUACCAAACUCAAGGAUGUUUCUCGCUUGGAUGGAUUCAUCAAGACUGAAUCACGCCGCGUCACGUCUGCAAAUGGAGAAAAAACCGAGCUACCAUUCGAUUUGGACACCGCCAUUCGAGUCUGUCGACAAGCUGGCUACUUUUCCCAUGCUUCUUAUCUAGCCAAGAAAUACGAGCGGCACGAAGAGUACCUCCGGAUCCAGAUCGAAGACUCCCAAAAUUACGCGGAAGCUCUUGUCUAUUUCCGAGCACUUGGUGGUGAGGCAGCCGAAAGCAAUCUGGCGCGUUAUGGUCGUGCCAUGCUGGAGAGUCUUCCCGAGGAAACUACACAGCUUUUAAUUGAUCUCUGCACUCCCAGUGGGGUUGUGCUAGAGCCUGAAGAAGAGGUGCCUAACACAGCUGCCUCGACGAAAGCAUUGUUCUCUGCGGGGGCAAAUGGUCCAUCAUACCUCUCCUAUCUAGCAUUGAACCGCAACUCUGUGUCCAUUGAUCCUCCCCCACCGUCUCCAUCCAUCAAAACAGUAAAGCCGAGCGAUACAGCAUCCAGACGAGACUCCUUGCACGAGUCACGUGCAUCUACACCGCCACAUACCCCUUCUCCCCAAAUUUCUGGUGUUGCUCGUAAACCUCCUCCGCUCAAGCCUGCCCACAAAUUACUCUCUCCAAGAAUAUACUUUGCGCACUUUGUCGACCAUCUUGAUCAAUUUGUGGUGUUCCUCGAGACUGUUGCAGAACGACGAUGGGGACAAAGUGUCGAUGGAAUCGAGGAUCUAUCAGUCGCACCCGACUCAGAUUCACGAAAUUCAGAAAUGGAUGACGACAAGCCUGACCAGGUUGCAGUUUGGAAUACGCUAUUGGAGCUCUAUUUAACGUUACCCGACUCGACACCAGCCAAGACAGACGAAGAUGAGCCCAGCCUCUUGAAGCGCAAAGCGCUCCGGGUCUUGAAGAGCACGCAUCUACCGUACGACCCUACUCACGCACUCAUUCUCUGCUCGAGCCAUGGCUAUACGCGAGGAUUGGUUCUUCUGUGGGAGCGGAUGGGCAUGUAUGAAGAUGUCCUCAGGUUUCUUAUGGCCUCGUCUGAGCCAAAUGCAUCUGAUCAAGUUGUUCAACGGCUAACUUCGUACGGACAUGAGCGACCGCAUCUCUACCUCGUUGUGCUGCGCUAUCUUACUUCAACGCCAGCAUUGUUGACAAGACAUGAAAGCGACGUUCGUCGCGUUAUCGAGCAUAUCGACAAAGAGCACAUUGCAACGCCACUUGGCAUCGUCCAGAUUCUCUCUCGAAACGAAGUCGCCAGCGUCGGUUUGAUCAAGGAGUGGUUGAUAUCUCGCAUCCAGUCGGCCAGAAGCGAGAUCCAAAGUGACAAGGAAUGGACUACCUCUUACCGGCUGGAAACGACCACAAAGCUUAAACAAGUAGAGGACCUCUCCGACCCUGAGCAUCCUCGCGUGUUCAACGUGACUCGCUGCUCUGCUUGUGGUGGACAGCUUGACCUCCCUAGUGUGCAUUUCAUGUGCAACCACAGUUUCCAUCAACCACGGUGCAUUCAGGAAAGCGAGACCGAGUGUCCACUGUGUGUCCGUGAACACGGGGUCAUUCGAGAGAUUAGGCAGAACAACGAGAAACUGGCAGACCAGCACGACUUGUUCGUCUCAGAGGUUAAGGAAGGUGGCUUCGCCGCUGUGGCCGGUGCAUUUAGUAGAGCCCAAGCCCGCAAUCCCAUCGCUCUAAGGCUAUACAAGGUCCUUGGCACCAAUUUCGACGACGAAACUACGCGUGAAGCGUUGUACACGCUCUCUGAACUCUAUGCAACACCAGUGAAGGGCAAAGACGCGCCAGAGGAGGAACUAAAUGAGGAAGCAUUGACGGAAUGCGUGCCAGGCGAAUCGGCGGCGCGUGCUCGGAAGAAUUUACGACGAGACAUGGAGCAGAAACUGGCAGAGGGCAGUCAGCAAUUUCUGGCGACGUUUGCGGAGGUUGAUCAAAGAUUAGAAGAAUUGCAAUAUCAUGUUGCCGCUAUGCACGCUAGCUGUGAUGAGGCAGAGAACCAGCUGAGACUGACAAGUGAAGCCAGCGCGAUGUUGCUCGAACGCGCCGGUAGUCUGAGUGAGGAAAGGCAGGAGGUAGAAACCAAGAAAUCCAUCGUGUCAUUGUUCCUCGGUCGAUUUACUUUGAACACGGAAGAAGUGGAGGCCAUGACUUCUCGCGAUAUUCCUGUUGGAAAGCAAUUCUUCAAAGCUAUGGAUAAGACGGAGCGAAUACGAACGGAUUGCAGGGUUCUCAUGACUGGGGACGAGGAACCAACGAGGGCUGGUCUCGAUAUAAUGGCCGCGACUUCAUCUUAUCUGGAGCAAGCAUACGAGAAAAUAGUCCGAUGGAGUUCCUACGAGUUUCUUCAAAUGCGCGAUCUUCAUAUUGAAGUCAGUCCCAUCAUGCGCGAAACCAUUCGCCGUCUUCGGAAACGACCUGAGCUCCUAACCGAAGCUCUCGCGUCUCUAUCUGAAACCCGCCAGACAACACUCAUGUCCUCCUUUUUGACGGCUUUGACCCGUGGAGGACCAUCUGGCCUUCCCCGGCCGAUAGAAUUGCACGCACAUGAUCCGCUGCGGUAUGUUGGAGACAUGCUUGCUUGGGUACACCAAGCCAUUGCCGCUGAGCGAGAGUUCCUGGAGAGCCUGUUCGAUCUCCAAUCAGACGGACGUAUGGUGGGGAGCGUUCGUGUCUUUGCUGGCAAAAGUGAGGAGGAGGAGUGGAUCAAAGAGCUUAUGGACCAUGCUGUCGGAAAAUUGUGUGUACCUCUCAAGGUUCGAGUGCAACAAACAGUACGCUCCCAAGAAAGCAGCAUUAUUUCCUACAAGAUAGCCAACUUGUUGCAAUUUUACCUCCUCACCAUGCGACGAACCAUUGGUGAGGCGGCAUUGAUGUCAACAACACUCAGCGAGAUCACCGACGUCGCUUAUAAAGUAUUUUACGAUGCCAUUGAGGCCCAAGGUCGAACACUAUCGCGAGCGAUUCUGGACCUCGAUGACCCAUCUUUGUCUCCGCCGCUGCCCAUUUUGGACCAUGCACAGAUCUUACGCGAAAUUAUGAAUGUCUACGAUUCCUCGUUACUUGGAGACGAGGGCGAAGCAGAGCAGGCUGCAGGCUUCCGGAAAAUACUAGACAUUACUGUGGAUCCUCCUAUCGAAAUGAGCCUGAAGGGCAGCGAAGAGAAGAAGCGUCUGCGACCAAGAUGGGAUCGGGAUGUGUAUGUGCUGAAUUGCUUAAGCUACCUCCAGAGUGUCAUGGAACCAUUUUCUUUCACAGCCGAAAAACGGAGGUCGUUGCAGGACUUGGUCGAUGAGAGGGUGUCACAACUGACCGAGGAGCAUUACCAAAAUAUCAUGGGUGACGCUGGGCUGGCAGUGGUUUCAGAAACAUGUGCUAAACAUGACAAGAAGGCAAGUCUUUGUCCGCUUUUACCACCCUUCACUUUCGUUAUUGACCGUCUUCAGGAGCCACUGUCACGCAUUCCCGCCACCUUGCCUGCACAGAUCCAAGCAGCAUUACGGGCCUUCUCCGACUGGCUAUCAGGUCUCGAAGUCGUCCAGUCGCCCCGAUUGGCUCAACUGACUGCGCAACGACUACAUAUUCAAAUUCAUCAGGAGGCUUUGAGGCGAAUGGCGCAAUCGUAUGGAUUAAUAUGCGAACAAGUGAAGAGACCAGAAAAUAGGUACGAGGCAGCAGCGACCUUGCUGGGGAGCGAACGGCCGUUUGGCCAGAUCAAUUUGUUGUGGCAGAUAUUCGGGUUGGAGAAGGAUUAG